Melampsora larici-populina 98AG31 is the source of this 690-nucleotide messenger RNA. RefSeq lists its product as uncharacterized. Gene Ontology annotation, molecular function: damaged DNA binding. NCBI's taxonomy places the organism in Eukaryota, Fungi, Basidiomycota, Pucciniomycetes, Pucciniales, Melampsoraceae. Gene Ontology annotation, biological process: UV-damage excision repair; nucleotide-excision repair involved in interstrand cross-link repair; base-excision repair. The record is from RefSeq and is a predicted model, not a curated record. The transcript has 3 exons. Gene Ontology annotation, cellular component: nucleotide-excision repair factor 1 complex. The annotation marks the transcript as partial.
UAUGUAGAUUAUGAUUUAAGUACUUUAAAGAAUAGUAAAGGUGGAUUCUUGUUAAAUUCAGAGGAAGAAAAUCAAAAACUUUUAAAACAAAAUCAACAAGUUGAAGAAUUGAAAAAACAAAGAUUAAAACAAAUCGAAAGAUUUCAUCAAAAUCAAUUAUCAUUAGAUCCAAAUCAGAAUCCGAAAUGUAAAGUUUGUUCAAGUAUCGAAUUAGACAUUCAAAUUUAUAAUGCAUUUAGAGUACCGGUCUGUAAGACAUGUAAAAACAAUUAUCCAGAUCGAUUUAGUUUAUUAACCAAAACUGAAUGUAAAGAAGAUUAUCUUUUAACUGAUCCCGAAUUAAAAGAUACCGAACUUUUACCACAUUUAUUAAAAGCUAAUCCACAUCAAUCAACUUAUUCAAAUAUGAUGUUAUAUUUAAGAGAACAAGUAGAAGAAUAUGCAUUUUCAUCUAAGAAAUGGGGUUCAUCUGAAAAUUUAGAUGAAGAAUUUCAAAGAAGAACUAAUGUAAAAAAACAAAAGAAAUCUAAAAAGUUUGAAGAAAAUUUAAAAACUUUAAGAAAUCAAACUCGAAAGAAUUUAUAUCAAAAAAGACAAGAUGAAAUUCAUGUACAUCAGUUUGAGUUGAUGUCUGCUGGAAGUCAAUCUAAUUCGGUUCAGAAAUGUCUCACUUGUGGAUUAGAAACUGAA